This is a messenger RNA of Sinocyclocheilus anshuiensis, 6465 nucleotides long. RefSeq names its product VPS10 domain-containing receptor SorCS2-like. The coding region runs from base 132 to 3605 and encodes 1157 amino acids. NCBI's taxonomy places the organism in Eukaryota, Metazoa, Chordata, Actinopteri, Cypriniformes, Cyprinidae. Gene Ontology annotation, molecular function: protein binding. The record is from RefSeq and is a predicted model, not a curated record. The transcript is spliced from 27 exons. Gene Ontology annotation, cellular component: membrane.
UACUAUACAGCACAUGAGCACGCUCUGUUUGUAGCUCUGCUUCCCCACCCUCUUCCCCUCUCACUCUCCCUCUCUCUUACAUUAGAGCUUCCCAUCUUUCGCUUGCAUCGCACUCGCUUUGACAGUGUUAAAUGAAGGCGCUCAUCAUGGCAGUUUUGGCGCACCUGUACCCAGCUGUGUUUUUCGCUUGCGCGUGGAUGUCACUGUUCGGACCGAUUUCAUGUCACACCGGCGUUAUAAACCAGAGAAACGCACGGGACCGAGAGCUUGACAGCCGCGGUGGGCAUGUCAUUGGCAGAGAUGAAACGCUUAUCUCAGCGCACAGCCGCGGAGAUUACAGCGGGGACCCGGGCGGACCGGCCACGGGAGUUCCCCGAGUCCGGAGGGCAUCGACUCCGGAGAAAGUGUCUCUACUCAGCAGCUCUUUCGUCCUUAAAGGGGAUGCCACCCACAACCAGGCAAUGGUCCACUGGACGGGUGAAAAUAGCAGCGUCAUCCUCAUUCUCACUAAAUAUUACCAUGCAGACUCCAACAAAGUUCUUGAGAGUUCCCUUUGGAGAUCCAGUGAUUAUGGGUCAACCUACACCAAGCUCAACCUGAUGCCUGGGACAACCAUCAUAGUCACAAACUUCUGCAUCUGUCCCACCAAUAAGAAAAAGGUGAUCUUGGUGAGCUCCAGCAUCAAUGAACGUGACCAGAUGCUCUUCAUCAGCACUGAUGAGGGUUCAUCCUUCCAACGGCAGCCUGUCUCCUUCACCGUGGAUACACUCCUCUUCCAUCCAUCUGAGGAAGACAAACUUUUGGCUUACAGCAAGGAGGCGAAGCUGUAUAUCUCCACCGAUCUGGGUCACAAAUGGACUCUGCUGCAGGAGCGUGUUACUAAAGACAGAGUUUUCUGGGCCGUGACGGGGGUGGACGUGGAUCCUGAUUUGGUUCAUAUGGAGAUUCAAGACAUCGGUGGUGGUUACCUUUAUGUAACAUGUCUCAUACAAAAUUGCUCUGAUAAAAUGGUGACAGCACAGUUCUUGGGAAAGAUUGACCACAAUUCCCUCUCAGUGCAAGAUGAAUACAUAUUUGUGAAGGUAACUACAGGAAAUCGAACCAAGUAUUACGUCUCAUACCGAAGGAAUGAAUUUGUUCAGAUGAGAUUACCUAAAUAUGACCUUCCAAAGGAUGUGCAAAUUGUGAGUACAGACGAGAAUCAGGUAUUCCUGGCUCUGCAGGAAUGGUAUCAGACAGACACGUACAACCUCUACCAGUCAGAUCCACAAGGAGUCUAUUACUCCAUUGUGUUGGAGAACGUCCGUAGCACCAAGCAGCCUGAAGAGAAUGUCCUCAUCGACAUCCUAGAGGUUCGUGGCAUCAAGGGCGUAUUCUUAGCCAAUCAAAAAGUAGAUGGAAAAGUGAUGACUCUCAUCACCUACAACAAAGGCAGAGACUGGGAACCACUGGCUCCUCCCACAACUGAUAUGAAUGGCAAACCUGUCAGCUGCAAGCAGCCUGACUGUCACCUCCAUCUCCACUUGCGAUGGGCUGACAACCCGUACGUAUCUGGAACAGUCCACACUAAAGAUUCUGCCCCAGGCCUCAUAAUGGGUGCAGGUAACCUUGGCUCUCAGCUGGUUGAAUAUAAAGAGGAGAUGUACAUCACCUCAGACUGUGGCAAGACCUGGAGACAGGUUUUUGAAGAAGAGCAUCACAUUCUUUAUCUGGAUCAUGGCGGUGUCAUUGUGGCCAUUAAGGACACCUCAAUCCCUUUAAAAAUACUCAAAUUCAGCAUAAAUGAAGGACAAUCGUGGAGCAUCCACAACUUCACCAGCACUUCUGUGUUUGUGGAUGGACUUCUGAGCGAACCUGGAGAUGAGACACUGGUUAUGACGGUAUUUGGCCACAUAAGUUACCGUUCGGAUUGGGAGCUGGUGAAGGUGGAUUUCCGACAGUCAUUUCCCAGACAGUGCACAGAAGCUGAUUAUGACUCCUGGAAACUCACUGACCUACAGGGAGAGAAAUGCAUCAUGGGCCAGGAACGAAUGUACAGGAGGAGGAAAGAGUCAUCGUUUUGCAUUAAAGGGAAGAGCUAUACAUCAGCUUUAACAGCUAAACCUUGCCAGUGCACAGAGAAAGACUUUGCCUGUGACUACGGCUUUGAGCGUGCUCCCAGCCUCAGGUUAGAGGGGGAUCGCUGUUAUCCUGAUUUCUGGCAUGAUCCUGACGCUCCACCUGAAAACUGCCAUUUAGGACACAGCUACAAGUCCAGCACAGGUUACCGGAAGGUCAUCGCUAAUGUUUGUGAGGGUGGCUUGAAUAAAGAACAGAGCGCAAAGCAGCAUUCUUGCCCUUUGCUGGCCCCUAAAGGCCUUCAGCUGGGCAUCAAAGGACAGAUGCUGGCCGUGGCACCUGGUGAUGACAUCACCUUUGUAGUCCAUCAGGAACAGGGUGACACCACCAGAACCAGAUAUCAGGUGGAUUUAAUGGACGGCGUCAGGGCUAUAUAUGAAAACCUGACUGUCACAGAUGAACCCAUUCAGCACCGUUACGAGAAGCCAGGUGUUUACCGUGUCAAUGUGAAGGCUGAAAACUCUGCUGGACAUGACCAAGCCACACUUUACAUCCAGGUCACAGCUCCUCUUCAAGAUGUUCAUCUGGAGGUGGUCCCAAUCGCUGGCAGAAAUCAAGAAGUAAAUCUCACAGCUAUAGUGCUGCCCACUGAGGCAAACCUUACAGUGUUUUACUGGUGGAUUGGAGAUAACCUUCAGCCAAAGCUGACCCUGGAGAACAGUCUGAUUGCAAGGUUCUCUGAGGAGGGGGAAGUUCCUGUGACGGUUCAGGCUUCUAAUGGUCGAUCCAUGGUACAGGACAGCAAGACUGUCAUUGUCUAUGAUCAAUUCCAGAUCAUCCCAUUGAGUUUCAGUCGUAAUUUAGAUCGCUUUAACCCAAACAUCCCUGAAUGGAGACAAGAUGUGGCACAAGUCGUAACCAAGAUUCUCGCUAAGCUCACGGGGGUUCCUCAGGACUCUUUGGUUACCAUGGUGAAGCCCGGUCUUCCCACCACUGCAGACCUGUAUGUUCUUCCUCAAGAGAGCACACCAGUGAAGAGGAGUGUGUUUGUGGAUAAGCGUGUUCCCACCAUAAAGCAGGUUCUGAGUGAGAACAACGUGAGCUUCAUUGUGAGAGGAGGGUUAAGAGUAUUGGUGACUCUGGCAGACUCGGAUAGAGGCUCUGGUUUGGCUGCAGCAGGUCCAGGUGUUUGGGCUCUAGCUGUCUUUCUCCUCAUCAGUCUGAUCUCUGCUGCAGCAUUCAUACUCUUCAAAUUUAAAAGGAAAAACUACAAAAACCAUGGUUCCUUGCUGAGGCCAGAGGAGAGCAGCCUAACGCGUCCCUGGCUGCGUUUCAGAAAACUGCCAGGACGAAACGUCUAUGCCCAGAUGCACAAUGAGAAGGAGCAGGAAAUGACCAGCCCUGUCAAUCACAGUGAGGACACGCAGAAUAUCAUUCAAGGCGAGGAGUUCAUUGACGACGACCUUGACUCACAGACACUAGGCAACCACUCAGGGGUGGUGUUGAGCAUAAAUUCAAGGGAGCUGCACAGUUAUCUGACCAGCUGAUGACCAAUGUAAAGGUGCCAGAGAUGAGCACAAUAGACUAUGCCUUCCUCCUCUCUCCAGAUCUGACCCUUCAGACACCCUUACAGGAGAGAGAUCAGACACACCUGCACCAAACCUUCUCCUCCUCUCUCUGUCUUCUGUUCCCCCAAUCCAGGAGGUGGAUUUUGUACCCAUCUGCUGCACCCUGGCUUCACUGAUGAUCACAUACGCUCACGUACAUGUUCUUGUCUGUUGAUCUUUGCACCCUGCAGUCUGUCUCAUCCCUGUCCACCUUCUCUCUCAUUUCUUCCCAUUAUUGCUCUUAUCACAGGAGCAUCAAAUCAGCCCCACUUACUAAUUCCCAGGGAGAAACUCAUUGACAAAUGCUUUAUUUUCCAUCUUGUGUUUGUUUUGUGCCUCUCCUGUGUUUUGUCUUUCAGUCUGAAUAGUGUUUUGACUCUCUUAGGCCAUGGAGGUGUUGUGGUCACUGUAAAACUCAGACUAGACGGAUAGGUGAGUGAAAGCUGUGCAGAUGUGGUGCAGUGCAGGAUGCAAUACACAUUUCAUUCAGGGGAAGCAAUGUUUGUUAGAUGUAGCCAAAGGGAAAACAUUUAAGAUAUCCUGUCACCCUCUUUUUGUUUUGUAUUGUAAAUGUCUUUAAAAGAAAUUUUAGUUGAACCCAUCAAUUUUCAUAUGCAAUAACACAUGACAUCUUUACAUCAGUAACUAAAUCUAUUCUUUUGCCCUGUUUCAUGAUUAUGCUAUGCAGUAAAGUCAAGUAAUUUUUGUCUACGUCUGAUGCUGCAAUAUCUCAGUGAUGUUUUUCUUUUCCCGUUCCACAUCAAUAUCUAUGGUGCAAUUAAUAAUGGUGGUGAUGAUGUAAAAUGUAUUAGCAUUGAUCACACUGACCCAAGAAAUGCAAACAAGCGUGUUUAUAGCAAGCAAAUAAUGUCGAAAAGGCAGGAGCAAAAGAUGAUAUACCUUUCUUGCUACUGCCAAAUCAGCACAGCUGGAACCUUCUUAGUGUUCCUGGAAAACCUGCACCAAUUAUCAGGAUCGUCGCUUAAAUUUACAAGGCCCGGGACGUCGUUUUGUGGGUGUCCUCACGAUAAGGCCUGGGACAUUGACUCUUUGCCCCUUGAGCCUUAUUCCUGUCUGUUUUCUUCAAGAACUACAUUGCCAAAUUCUCAUCUUUCAGAUUAUAGUCCAUCUUCUAAAGUAUCUUCACUGCAUAAUGAAACGAUAUCCCCUAGCGAAUCAAAUCCCAUCAUUCAUCAUGUCGAAAUCCUUUGUGAAAGCUAGCUAAAUUCAUAUGCUCGUUUAUUUAUUUUACUUUAGAUUUCCUCACAAGCAUCAGCCAUUAGAUCUUGAUAGGGAGUCGACACAGGAUGAUCCCCAGCAUAGCAAGUGCUACCUGUCAGGUGUAGUGUGUGUAUAAGCCUAUAUUAGGUGUAGAAGGACACAGUUGCAUUCCCUUUCGUUUGGCUUGUAUUGUAUAUAUAACAAUGUGUAAAUAGAACCUUCUGUAUAUAGACCCUCCUAAAUAUGACACUUUCAAUAGACCAAAAUGUGCACUGUUUUCUCCCAAAUGCCUCGCACUGGGUUUUCUUGAAUUCAGGAGUUCUACACGGACAUGAUUUGAUCACUUCUGCAUCUUUGUCUUCAUCCAGCAUUGUUUACUGAAGGAUAUUCUUAAUAUUUCACACUAUGUAUAACAUUCACACUCGUACGACUAAAGAACUGUGUGAGAAGUGGUGCGCUGUCUUUGUGUGCAUUCUGAUUUUUUUUUUUUUUUGACAUUUUAAGGGUUCAGCUGUUUGAAUCGAGGCUGUAGGAAUUACUAGUGAUUUAUGGAUGAGGCUCUCUCACUUGCACUAAUCACAGUUCAUGGCUUGUACAGUGUUGUUCAGGUGGGUUCAGGGAACACUUCAUUUUCAACUGAGAAAGACACUGUGUAUGUUACGUCAUACUACAUGAGAGAGAAUCAGUUCAGGAAGGUGGGCAACCAUAUGUGCUCUUUUUCCCAGACAUGUCCUGGACCGGGAUUUCUCAAUUAAAAUGCCUGGUUCUUUGUUUUCCUAUUGUUGUCAUACUUGCUGAAGGUAAUGACUGAAAAGUAGUGGUCCAGGCAUUGGACGUAAUCGACCAGUUGUGGCGUGCAAGAAAUGGGAUCUACAGAGAAGUCAAAGCAAUGCAAAUAUGCAUACAUAUGAUGCAUGAGGGAGCGUGUAGAGAGCGUGUCAAAUGGAAAAUAAAGCCAAAACCCAGAAAUUUUAGACAAGUUUAGAAAUCCCAACCAGAAAAUGCCCAAAAGAAGAAAAAAAAAAUAGGAUGUACCGUCACCCUAUGGGAGGAAAUUCUUGACCAAACUGAUAGUUUGCAGGUUCACUGUCUCUUUAACACAUUCUGUUGUGGAGCAGACUGUGUCUUUCCAAGUUUGAUUCAAACAUUCACUCCGUUUUAUGACCGUCUUGAGUCAAUAGAUUCUCUUAGCAUAAACCAAAAAGAUUUACAUUUUUCAGUUUAUGCUUAUGUAUAUCAAUAACACAUACCUGUUCAUUUCUAACAGUAUGGACUUAUUGCACCAGAAGCUGAACUGGUUUUUUUAAACCUGUAUAUGCACAGUUAUAUAGUAGUGUGUCAUUUGUAUUUGUAUUUCCAUCCAUGAAGUGAUAAUGCAGAAACACAUGAGUGUUACUGAUGAGACAUCUCCCACUAAGAGACGUUUCUGCGCAAGUUUACUUUUGUGACGGCACACCCCUGCAACAAGGACACUUAUAUACACACCUGGAUCCUUUUUGAAAUUCAGAUUCAAAUGUGGUGGAGAGACACAGUUGAACUGAUUCUAUAUUAUUAUUAUUAUAAUUAUUUUUUGUUGUUG